UCGUGUAAUUGUGUCAAGGACUACGGACAAUAUUACUACGUCGCACACGCAGAGAGCAGCCGCAAAGACGGCCUCGCGCACGCCCAGGACACUUCGCGCACUCAGAUCGACGCGGGCGCCUAUUCUGGCACCAGUCGAAUGUGCGACUCUCGACCGUCGACGCCGCCGCCCCUUCUGCGCUGCUACGCCUGCUCAAUCUUGCUGUGUGUGGACCAUAACGCCCUCCCUGCGCUCUCUGACGUCGACUAGGCCUGUAUUACUGUCUGUAUGUGCGUGCGCAAGGUUGCGCUGAUCCGCCACGUCUUGGAUGCCGGUGGCUCGUUGUGCGCGCGCGCGCCGGGCUGGGGACUUCGCGAGAGAGCGUUUGCCACUUCGACGGCCGCGCGAGCAGUCGAACAUGUGGGCGAGAGAGACGUCUGUUGCGGCCGGAGAGCGUCCCGGCGUGCUCUAUACCGCCCGCGCGGGCGUACCGUGGCAUCAGCUCGCCGAUGCCGACAUUGGGCCGGCGCUGGUAUCGUGACAGGGAACGCUCCGGUUCGUUCGACGCUCGUAGUCGUCUAGCGGCGCACCUGUGUCGGCUUCAUCAACUGCACUCCUCUGACCGCAUUCGAGACUCCGGGAGGCGAAGCGUACCUUCCAAGUCCCACACUGGACGCUGCAUCUCUCCGGUGGGUUCCUUGGCUUUGGCAGCCCCUAGAACGCUUCCUGCGUGUAUGGUAACGCGCGUAGACCCCAAACGCUUCGCGAAAUGACAUCGAGGAGAGGCCGGGAUGCUCGGCGCGCUCCCCCGGGACAUGGGCGCCUAUUCCGACAGGACUCGGAAUUGCGAAGUCCCCGACCGCCGCUGCUUUCCAUUCGACCGCGACCUUCGACGUCUGCUCGCCCUUGCGCUGAGGAGUCCCUCCGCAAUGCGCCGGCAUGCUGGUGCCUCCUCCCGCAUGCGCCCUCUGCUGCCAAAUCGCAUAUGCAUCUUACGCUUCCGGUCCGGUGGCUCGCCUGAGUAUGUGUCCACCGUCGCGUGCCCGGAACCUGCGCACACGUUCUGGCCCAGCGCUUGCGCUCCGAAUGGGAGACCCCUCCGUAAUCGAGUGCUCGUGCCACCGCGGCACGCGGCACGCUCACGAGCGUCUUCUACCGACUCACGAGCGCGCGGGUGGUCGGAGAACGAGGUGGGAGACUUCUCUUAUGCCAAGUAUGCAUCCAGGGGAUCUUCAAAGCAUUCCCGGGAGUCUUGCAGACCUGUGCCGGGUACAUUGUGUAUGCGUAAGGACGUGUUUCGCGUGCAGGACGCCAUUCGGGACUCGUAACUGCGCACUGAUGACUGCUCGACGUCAGCUGGAAAGCCUUUCGCGCGAAUGGCAGCGUGCAGGCUCCGGUCAAGCGACGAUGGGCGUCGCUCGACAGAUCUGGGAGACGCCGGGAGACUCGGCGCGCUCAUCCGGAUACGGGCGCUUAUUGCGACGGAAGGCCAAGUCUCGCGCCGCCGCCUUGCUCUGUGCCAUGACCUUUGAUCCUUCUCGCUCUGGGGAUGCCGCGAGACGCUAGGAUGCCCUCCCGACCUUAUGCGCGCUCCCCUGCCGAUGUUUCCGCCGUCUGCCAACCUCCGCUGCUCUGCAUGUGCACACGCCCGCGCGACCCAACCACGCCUUUGUAUAUGCGUGGCUGGGAUGCGAGCGCAUGUUCGCAGUCGUGCGCACUAAGAAACGGGACUAUCUGCACUUCGCAUUGCCGUCUUGCGAGGGCGCGCGCCAACGUGCAGCACGCACCAAAAAUCAGUAUCACCUUCUGGUGCGGGAGUAUGCUUUUCGGUACGUCCGAACCAGGUCGAGUACCCGUCCACGACGUCCCGGGCCUCGCGCUGCGGAAGCACUAAACCUCGCG
Messenger RNA from Trametes versicolor FP-101664 SS1, 1881 nucleotides. RefSeq lists its product as uncharacterized. NCBI's taxonomy places the organism in Eukaryota, Fungi, Basidiomycota, Agaricomycetes, Polyporales, Polyporaceae. Bases 1547 to 1873 code for a protein of 108 amino acids. The transcript has 8 exons. The record is from RefSeq and is a predicted model, not a curated record.